AUGCCAGCCCGUCGUGGAUGGAAACAACCCAAGCAAGACCAUAGUGUAUACGUGCAGCAGUUGUUUAAAGAUUUUCUAACGAGAAACACUGAAAAGCCUGCAGAUAUAGCUGACACAGAUACUCGAACAAAUUUCUUUCAGCGUGAUUCGACUGCUGCGGUACAGCGCAAACAACCUGGUAUAUUUGAUCGUGCAGUUUACGCACGUUUCGAGCGUGACACACAUAAUGGGGGAUUUAUGCGACAAGAACCCGUUGCCGGUUUGAAAACAGGCCUAAUGAAAUGGAUUGACCAUCAACGAAAUCAUCGUACACAUCAAAAUGUAUUACAUAAAACAACGCGUUCAGACGACUACCUGAACUUACCGGGUAACUUUUUUUCCGGAUCUGAUCAAAUGCAAUUGCCAUUCGAUGCGGCUGAUAAAACAAUAGGUAACGUUACGAAUAAUUUUGUACCGCCGGCUGCAUCAACACCAUUCGAUCGUUUGUCUUCGUUUGGAAUUUCCGGAGUCCUUUCCGACCCCGAAGAAUUUCAGUCAAAUACACCUAAUACUUCACCAUGUGACGAAAACACAAUCGAAUGGAAAGCAUUCCUCAAUAGUGUGGAAGAAUAUUUAAUUAGUAUACAUCAAGACGAUGAUACAACGCAAGAGGAAAUUCUUCUAACUGCCUCUCCCCCUUCUCCCACUUUGUCAUCUAGACGUAGACAUGGUUUGUACGAGGAAAACACAUUUUUAUUACCUGACCAUAUGUCUACCGACGACACGCUGAUGCAAAAACUGGAUGCUUUGCUAGACGAUGAUGACUUCAACGGGAUGCAAAAGGGCUUCAUCGGUGAUUUUGAUUUUACAAGUCCAGCAAAUCAAACGAUGAAUGUCACUUUUCCAACUCAUUUUCAAAUAUCAGAAGAUACCCUUGAAGACUCCAUGCUGAACGUAGACAUAGCAGAAACUCCUUUGCACUUGUCCCAAGAUAUGCUAUCAGCAACAACUUUGUCGGUAAUACGCGAACCAUUUUUUUGA
Molecule: messenger RNA, 1020 nt
Organism: Anopheles nili
Lineage: Eukaryota; Metazoa; Arthropoda; Insecta; Diptera; Culicidae
Exons: 3
Coding region: 1-1020 (339 amino acids)
Source: RefSeq, a predicted model, not a curated record